Molecule: messenger RNA, 870 nt
Organism: Linum trigynum
Lineage: Eukaryota; Viridiplantae; Streptophyta; Magnoliopsida; Malpighiales; Linaceae
Source: the annotation of a GenBank genome assembly
AUGGCUCAUCUUGCUCGACGACCAGGUGGCAAGUUGAUGGAAGUCCUGGUGAAGUCUGUGGAGAACGUGAAACCAGCUCGGGUUUCAUCUUCUUCGCGGGGAUUCGAACACAAGUCCAGGAAACCACACAACCUCUGCCUUCUCGACCAACUCACGGGCUCUUUCUACACUUCCUUCGUCUUCUUCUAUCCGCCGGCGGCGGCGAAACACGGAUUAGCUUCGCCGGCGGCUACCGCCGAUCGGCUGAAAGCCUCACUCUCCAAGACCCUGAAUCCAUUCUACCCGCUCGCCGGGCGGGUGAGGGACAAUCUCGUCAUCGACGACUUCCAAGCAGGCGUCCCGUUCUCUGAAGCUCGAGUCGUGGGUCAAACCCUUUCAGAGUUUCUAGCACCCCCGAAGCUGGACCUGCUCGGCGAAUUGGUUCCCUUCGAGCCAAUGUGCCUCCUCCGGAUCCCGAAUCAUGACGAUCGCCCGCAGCUCGCCGUCCAGAUGAGCACGUUCGACUGCGGCGGGACCGCGAUCGGGAUCGAUUUCAAUCACAAGAUCGCCGAUGGGGGCACCAUAACUGCGUUCCUCAACGCGUGGGCGGCUGCCAAUGGGAUCUGUUACUACAGUUAUGCUCCCGGAUUUCGACUCGGCAUCCUCUGUUUUCCCUCCCCAACGGUCGAUCCCGCCCCAGAAUGCAAGCUUCAACUACAACUUAUUCUUCCAGAACCUCCGAAGGACGGCCACAAGGAGAUUCGUGUUCGGCGAGGAAGCCAUCGCGGCGCUGAGAGGCAGAGCCAGCAGCAGGAACGUGGUGAGCCCGAGUCGCACCGAGACCCUGUCGGCGCUUAUUUGGGAAUCUGCAGUGCGUGCCUCGCGGAAUGA